AUGCAGCUCGUGGAAAUGCAAGAAAUGGACUAUAAUGAUUUGCUCUACUCCGACAUCUCCAACAUCACCUAUCCUCCCGUAGACGAGCUCAAGGCAGCCCCCUGUAGUGUGUCUAUCUUGGGCUUGAGCAGUGUUGGUCUGAUGGUCACAUACAUCAUUGUGUUUGUCCUAAGUGUGCUGGGCAACAGUGUGGUCAUCUACGUGAUGUGCUGCAUGGCUAGGGGCCGGACCACCACAGACAUCUACCUGAUGCACCUUGCCAUGGCCGACCUCCUCUUCUCCCUGACCCUCCCCUUCUGGGCCGUCUACGUCUACUCUCACUGGAUCUUUGGUACCUUCCUCUGUAAGCUCCUGUCUGGCCUCCAGGAUGCUGCCUUUUAUAGUGGGGUCUUCCUGUUAGCGUGCAUUAGCGUGGACCGCUACCUGGCUAUCGUGAAGACCGCGCAGGCGCUGGCUAAACGGCGCCACCUGGUGGGGAAAGUUUGUGGAGCCGUGUGGCUGGGUGCGGGGAUUCUCUCAUUGCCCGCGGUGCUCCAGCGGGAAGCUAUCCAACUGGAGGAUCUUGGCGACCAGACCAUCUGCUACGAGAACCUGACUGCGUCGAGCAGCAACCAGUGGCGGGUGUUUGUGCGGGUGCUUUGCCACACGCUGGGCUUCUUCCUGCCGCUGGCAGUCAUGGUCGUAUGUUACAGCUGCACGGCGGCGACAAUGUUCCGUGGCAUGCGCAACGGCGACCACAAACACAAGGCCAUGCGCGUCAUCCUGGCCGUGGUGUUUGCGUUCGUGAUAUGUUGGCUGCCGUGCAAUGUCAGCGUGCUGGUAGACACAUUGAUGCGGGGCGGCUCGCUGGGCGAGGAGACGUGUGAGUUCCGGAACAGUGUGAGUGUGGCGCUGUACGUGACCAAGGUGAUAGCGUUCACGCACUGUGCAGUCAACCCCGUGCUGUACGCCUUCAUCGGGCAGAAGUUCCGGAACCAGCUCCUGCUGACGCUCCACAAGCAUGGACUGAUCAGCAAGAGGGUGCUGGCCGCUUACCGCAGGAGCUCGGCCCACAGCACGGUCAGUCAAAGGUCUAGGAACACCUCCGUUAGCCUGUAA
Messenger RNA from Salvelinus namaycush (lake trout), 1098 nucleotides. Its product is annotated as C-X-C chemokine receptor type 1-like. Gene Ontology annotation, biological process: G protein-coupled receptor signaling pathway; neutrophil chemotaxis; immune response. Lineage: Eukaryota; Metazoa; Chordata; Actinopteri; Salmoniformes; Salmonidae. Bases 1 to 1098 code for a protein of 365 amino acids. The transcript has a single exon. Gene Ontology annotation, cellular component: membrane. Gene Ontology annotation, molecular function: C-X-C chemokine receptor activity. The record is from RefSeq and is a predicted model, not a curated record.